Exophiala mesophila is the source of this 2242-nucleotide messenger RNA. RefSeq lists its product as uncharacterized. The coding region runs from base 261 to 1913 and encodes 550 amino acids. The record is from RefSeq and is a predicted model, not a curated record. Gene Ontology annotation, molecular function: oxidoreductase activity. Lineage: Eukaryota; Fungi; Ascomycota; Eurotiomycetes; Chaetothyriales; Herpotrichiellaceae. The transcript is spliced from 3 exons.
AGGACGCCCCUCGUCCUCUUACUGGUUCUCCCACGCUUUUCUCCCCCUUGGCUCUCCUUGGCUGUGACUCGUUGUCACUCCCCCAUCUUCUACAGUUGAUUGCCUUAGAAUCUACAAUCCUUGACCUCUUCUCGCCUCUUUGUCACCUCACCAACCUGCAACAAUCCUAUCGUUACACUUGCGUUCACACAUCUUGGACGGAUCCUCUCGUCCCCCUCCAGACCAAGUCCCUCUUCUCCCCCACACAAUAGCAUAAGCGAAUGUCAACUUGCCAGCUCAUGAUGGCUCAACAUUUCCAUGUUGCGCACCAUUCCGCCCAUAAACCCAAAGAAACAUCUAGUCUUUCGACCAUUCUUCAACUCGCCAAUGGACUCACCUCAAAGUCAGUCCUGUGCAAAGAGUUGGAGGAUGGUCGAAACCCAAAAGAAGAUUACACGUUCAAACCAGUUGUGAGUGAGACGGGUCUCAACAAACCCCCAGAUACACUGUCCGAACCGACAAGAGUCAUCGUAGUCGGUGCCGGAAUUGCCGGCCUUCGCGCUGCAUCCGUUCUCCAAACUCAUGGUGUCCAAGUCAUCGUCCUAGAAGCCCGCCCCGACCGUAUCGGAGGCCGCAUCUAUACCAGUAGGAAGCCAGGAAGAGCACCAAGAGACAUUGGAGCUGCAUGGGCCCACGAGACCAGCCAGAACAAACUACUCCCCCUCAUCGGCCAGCUCAAGGUCGAGCAUUACUAUGACGAUGGUACUCCCUUGUACUUCACUCGAGACGGUCGUCUCGGUUCACAAUUCAAAGCUAAAAAGGUUGCUGAUGAAUUCGCUGACUAUCUCGAAUACUACUACGAAGAGAACCCUGACGCUGAGGACAAGUCUGCCCUCACCUUUAUUCAUGAAUGGGUUGCUAGUCACCCUCUGAUUACUGAAGAUGAAAGAUUGUGGGCUCCUCAGGUUGCUCGUGAGGUGGAAGCCUGGAUAGGAACAAGCCUCGAGCAAGCCUCAUCCAAGCACCUAGCCUACUUUGCCAUUGAACGAAAUCUGUACAUGAAAGGUGGCUAUGACACUAUUGUUGAUUGGACUGCCUCAAGCCUUCGUCAUCAAAACAUCCUUCGACUUGGUCACGUCGUCACUAAGAUCGACUGGAACGAGGAUGAGGGCAAAAAGUGCAUCGUUCGUGCCAAAACCCCCAGUGGUGCAGAGUCCGUCUUUUCAGCCGAGGCGGUCAUUUGUACCCUGCCCCUUGGAGUGCUACACCACGACCUCGUCGAGUUUAGCCCCCCACUGACCGACGACCUUCGACUGGGUUUGAGUAAGCUCAGCUACGGUGCUCUCGGAAAGGUCUUUUUCGAGUUUGAAUCCGUCUUCUGGCCCAAAGACAACGAUCAGUUCAUUUAUUACCCUGAUCCUACCACCGAGCCAGUCGACCAAAACUCAAUUCUAUCAUAUAUGACGGUCACCAGCAACAACUGGAUCAUGAACGGCGUCAAGGAACUGUCCGUCCAGAUUGUUGAGCCACUGACCCAACGCAUCGAGGCAAUGGAAUCAGAUCAAGAGAUCUUUGCAUUCUUUGAGCCUCUUUUCAAACUCUUUCGGACUGAACCCUACAAGAAACUGCCGCCAGUAGUGAAUCUGGAAACGACACACUGGACACAGGAUCCAUAUGCAGGGUUUGGCACGUAUUCUGCUGACAAGGUUGGCGACGAACCCGACCUCUGGAUGGAUGCCAUAGAAAGCAGACAACAGAGCAAGUUGCAAUUUGCCGGCGAGCACUGUGCACGCACCGGAAACGGAUGUGUACAUGGUGCUUUUGCGACCGGUGAGACUGCCGCUAUCAAUGUUCUAACUAUGCUUGGGGUCGCACACAAUGGCGGAGACGCCUUCAGCAGACGCCCAGCAAGGAAAUCGCCACCAAGACACUAAUUCAACUCACAAUGAAGCAGUGUAUGUGGCUGUUGAGUCGACUACGACACAUGGAUGAUGUGGACAUGGCUGGUAUUUUCUACCGCCCGAGACAAUGUCUCUGAUCGAUGGUCACGCUAUGUUUAUCUGCACCCUUUUAUCUGUUUCACUUUCCUAUAGUUCCCCUCGUUUCUCUCCUCGGCACCACUGUUCCUUGACAGACCAGCCAUCAGAGCUAGGUACUUUUAUAGUAUGAUUCUAUAGUCUAAAUCGUUAAAGGAGUGGGUUUAGUUUAUAAGAUAAGUUUAGUUCACGUGGGCCACAACGUCUCCCAAGGCCAUUGUCUCAAA